CCUGUACUAUGUCCACAGUCUCUGGUCAUCUCUUGUACUGUGUCCGCAGUCUCUGGUCAUCUCCUGUACUAUGUUCGCAGUCUCUGGUGAUCUCCUAUACUAUGUCCACAGUCUCUGGUCAUCACUUGUAGUAUGUCCACAAUCUCUGGUCAUCUCCUGUACUGUGUCUGCAGUCUCUGGUCAUCUCCUGUACUAUGUCCGCAGUCUCUGGCCAUCUCCUGUACUGUGUCUGCAGUCUCUGGUCAUCUCCUGUACUAUGUACGCAGUCUCUAGUCAUCUCCUCUACUAUGUCCGCAGUCUCUGGUCAUCUCCUGUACUAUGUCCGCAGUCUCUGGUGAUCUCCUAUACUAUGUCCACAGUCUCUGGUCAUCUCCUGUAUAUGUCUGCAGUCUCUGGUCAUCUCCUGUAGUAUGUCCGCAGUCUCUGGUCAUCUCCUGUAGUAUGUCCGCAGUCUCUGGUCAUCUCCU
Staurois parvus is the source of this 467-nucleotide messenger RNA. Lineage: Eukaryota; Metazoa; Chordata; Amphibia; Anura; Ranidae. The record is from the annotation of a GenBank genome assembly.